GUGGAUGGGGUCGCAUCCAGCUGCCUUUUUACUGUGGUGGAUGGGCAUUCAGGUCCAUCGUGUAGCCACGUGCUUGCGUGGUCUCUUUUAGACUACGUGGCCGCCGCUUGUCUAGAUUCUGCCAAGCUGACCGCAGCUUUGAACUAUUGGGCCUCCCCACUAGCCGCCACAGGUCAGCCUUACCACCUGUCAAGGCGACUUGAUCUGUUCGAGCCUUCCACUGGACGUCGAUUGGGCCAUGCAGCUAAUUCGCCUGGACCAGAGUUGCGUACGCAUCUUCGUAAUCGUUUACAAGCCUACAUGCGUGAGCUAGUUUCACGGCCACACCGAAGUAGUAUUGAAAGCUAG
Molecule: messenger RNA, 348 nt
Organism: Protopolystoma xenopodis
Lineage: Eukaryota; Metazoa; Platyhelminthes; Monogenea; Polystomatidea; Polystomatidae
Source: the annotation of a GenBank genome assembly